CCGCCUCCAGCUCCUCGGCUGCCCGAGAGGACAAGGGGAGUGGGUCCGCGCUUCUCCGCCCGCCAGAGAGGCGGCCAAGUCCCCGAUGGCUCUCAUCAUGGAACCCGUGAGUAAAUGGUCUCCGAGUCAAGUGGUGGACUGGAUGAAAGGUCUUGAUGAUUGCUUGCAGCAGUAUAUUAAGAACUUCGAGAGAGAGAAGAUUAGUGGGGACCAGCUACUACGUAUUACUCACCAAGAACUGGAGGAUCUGGGAGUCACCCGAAUUGGCCACCAGGAGCUUAUCUUGGAAGCAGUUGACUUGCUCUGCGCAUUGAACUAUGGUUUGGAAACAGAAAAUCUAAAAACCCUUUCUCACAAGCUAAAUGCAUCUGCCAAAAAUCUGCAGAACUUUAUAACUGGGAGGAGGAGGAGUGGUCACUAUGAUGGCAGGACCAGCCGAAAAUUACCAAAUGACUUCCUGACCUCUGUGGUGGAUCUGAUUGGAGCAGCUAAAAGUCUGCUGGCUUGGUUGGACAGAUCACCUUUUGCUGCUGUGACAGAUUACUCAGUAACGAGAAAUAAUGUCAUACAGCUCUGCCUAGAAUUAACAACAAUUGUACAACAGGAUUGUACAGUAUAUGAAACGGAGAAUAAAAUUCUUCAUGUGUGUAAAACUCUCUCUGGCGUCUGUGACCACAUUAUCUCUCUCUCAUCUGAUCCUCUCGUUUCGCAGUCUGCUCACCUUGAAGUGAUCCAGCUAACAAACAUAAAACCAAGUGAAGGGCUGGGUAUGUACAUUAAAUCAACAUAUGAUGGUCUCCAUGUAAUUACUGGAACAACAGAAAAUUCACCUGCAGAUCGGUGCAAGAAAAUCCAUGCUGGAGAUGAAGUGAUUCAAGUUAACCACCAAACUGUGGUGGGGUGGCAGUUGAAAAAUUUGGUGAAUGCACUACGAGAGGAUCCGAGUGGUGUUAUCUUAACUUUGAAAAAGCGACCUCAGAGCAUGCUUACCUCAGCACCAGCUUUACUGAAAAAUAUGAGAUGGAAGCCCCUUGCUCUGCAGCCGCUUAUUCCUAGAAGUCCUACAAGCAGCGUUGCUACACCAUCCAGCACUAUCAGCACACCCACUAAAAGAGACAGUUCAGCACUCCAAGAUCUCUACAUACCCCCUCCUCCGGCAGAGCCUUAUAUUCCCAGGGAUGAAAAGGGAAAUCUUCCAUGUGAUGAUAUUGGCAGACAUAUAGUGGGCAAGCCAGUUCAUAAGGGUUCCGAAUCUCCAAAUUCAUUUCUUGACCAGGAAUAUCGCAAGCGCUUUAAUGUGGUUGAAGAAGAUGCAGUCUUAUACUGCUAUGAAUAUGAGAAAGGAAGAACAGGCGGCUCUGGGAGAAGAGAGAGCACUCCAACGUAUGGCAAACUAAGACCUAUCUCUAUGCCAGUGGAAUAUAACUGGGUAGGGGAUUAUGAAGAUCCCAAUAAGAUAAAAAGAGAUAGUCGGAGAGAAAAUUCAUUACUUCGCUAUAUGAGCAAUGAGAAAAUAGCUCAAGAUGACUACAUGUUUCAAAGGAAUAGCAAAAAGGAUACAGGGAAAAAAUCCAAAAAGAAAGGAGACAAGAAUAAUAGUCCAAGUCAUUACUCCUUGCUGCCUAGUUUACAAAUGGAUUCAUUAAGACAAGAAGUCAUUGGCACACCUGGGCCAGACACCACCUACUACCAUACCUUUCAGCAGUCUUCUCUACAACAGAAAACUAAAAAGAAAAACAAAGCUCCUAUUCCUGGUAAGAGCAAAAGGCGGAUUUCCUGUAAAGAUCUGGGCCGUGGGGACUGCGAGGGCUGGCUUUGGAAAAAGAAAGAUGCCAAGAGUUAUUUCUCCCAGAAAUGGAAGAAAUAUUGGUUUGUUCUGAAGGAUACUUCUCUAUACUGGUAUAUCAAUGAGGAGGAUGAAAAAGCAGAGGGAUUCAUCAGUCUACCUGAAUUUAAAAUUGAUAGAGCCAGCGAAUGCCGCAAGAAAUAUGCAUUCAAAGCCUGCCAUCCUAAGAUCAAAAGCUUUUACUUUGCUGCUGAACAUCUAGAUGACAUGAACAGAUGGCUAAACAGAAUUAACAUGCUUGCUGCUGGCUGUGCAGAAAGAGAGAGGAUCAAGCCAGAGCAAGAUUACUGGAGUGAGAGUGAUAAGGAAGAAGCAGACACUCCAUCAACACCCAAACAAGACAGUCCACCACCCCCAUAUGAUACAUACCCACGACCUCCUUCGAUGAGCUGUGCAAGCCCUUUUGUGGAACCAAAACACAGCCGACUUUCAUCUACAGAAACUUCCCAGUCACAGUCUUCACAUGAAGAGUUCCGUCAAGAAGCAGUAGGGAGCACCACUGAAUCACCUGUACGCAAAACAGCCAGUCAGCGACGUUCCUGGCAGGAUUUAAUAGAGACGCCACUGACAAGCUCAGGACUGCACUACCUUCAGACUCUGCCUCUUGAGGAUUCAGUGUUCUCUGACUCAAUUGUAAUCUCUCCAGAACACAGGCGGCAGUCAACUCUUCCAACUCAAAAGUGCCACCUACAGGAUCACUAUGGUCCAUUUCCCUUGGUAGAGGGUGAGAGAAAGCAAGUGCUAAAUGGGAAUGGAGGCAAGCCCCGCAGUUUUACUCUGCCUCGGGAUAGUGGGUUCAACCACUGCUGUCAGAACCUUUCAGUUAGUGCCUCUGAUCACCAGGAAGAUGUACAACAGAAAAAGUUAGAUGAGGAAGAGGAAGAAGGGAAAGCAGCAACAGAAAACCAAGAAGAUAAAAGCUAAUACACUGCGAGAGUUGAUAGAACCUCUCCAUGCCAAAUCGGAUCCACUUCUCUUGGCACUGAACUGAUUGGACUCAGAUUGAUAAACUAAUGAUUAGAGAAUUUAGAUCGGAGAGAAUUGGCACGACGGAGACUCAACUUCAGCCUCUUGCAAGCAACCUAAUGGCCUCCGUUCAGAAAGUUUAAUUCUUCUUGAAUAACUUUGAUGUUUAUAAAAGAGAACAGACAUUUUUAAAGCAUAGACAACCAAAUGUCUGGAUAUGGGGACUCCAGGAAAGUGUUAAAGGGGCAGACCUAUUACCAGUCUUUUGAAGAAUGCAUCCUUUCCACAAUGGGACUAGGCACAAAAUCAUAUCCUGUCUACAUGGAGCGCAGUUGCAGAAAAUACUGCCCCCUGCAUAGGAGAACAGAAGGGGAAGAGGGUCAUGGCAGGGGAAGGGCUCUGAUGACACACAUUUGUGUUCUGCAGACUUCAAGGAAUUAAAGAGGGAUCAGCUAUGGUAACUAUAAAAUCCUGUUGUUUAUAUGGACUUCAGUGACUUCAUUCAGGCAAAGCAGAGAAAGCUAAUAUAACUUAAGGUACUUCACAUAAGUGAAGGAAGUUAACUUGCUGUAUCAUACUAAAUUAAGUGUAUUCUUCCAAGUCAAGGUGUGUACCAACUAUUUGGAGACUUAAUAUAUGUUUAAUGAUUUAUAAUGAAUUAUCAGAGGGCACACUGAAACUGAUUUGGAUGACAGUGAUGGAGAAGAUACCUCAUGCUGGGAUUUAUUAGACUCCACAGAUACAAUCUACAAAUCCUCUUUAUCUUCUAGGACUUACAUUUGAGUGAUGCUGCCUCACAGAACAGGCGUCAAGUAUUCUCUGUAUAGCACUCGCACUCCAUGGGGUUGUUUUGGGGCCAGUAUUUGUCUGGAUGUCACUCAAAGUAGAUUCCAAUAUUGUUAUUUAUCAUUAUGUUCUGGCUCCCCUAUGAGUUAAUGUUUGCCUCUAUCUCUGUGAUUAGAAUGUGGAUUUUCCUUUAUAUAUUUGGCUACGGGUGUAUUGUAAUAAUGUCAAUGCUAAUUACUUGAUAUUUCAUAUUAUCUUAUGGAGAGAUACUUUUAAAAAUGUAUUUUGAAAUGUUUUCCUUCUGUUGGCUCAAUGUAUGGUAUUGCAUUCUGUUAAUACCAAUAAAAUUAUAUAUAUAUAUAUAUAUAUAGUUAUAUAUAAAUAUUUCCCUUUUAUAUAUAAGUAGACUAUGCUUUUUUCCUCACAAAUAAGAAUUGUGCAGUGAAUAAAAUUGCAUCUCUCUGCUUUAUAGCAGUAACAAAACUAUAAUAGUUUUAAUAUUAAUUUUAUAAAAUAAAAAUCCUGUAUACUAUGACGUAUAUGCUAGUUGGAUAUUCAUCAGUAUGCAUAUUGUGUUUCCAUUUAACAUUAAUGGGCCUGUCACAAGUCAAUCUAUAUAUUUAACAACAUAGUUUUGACAUCUUUAAUUGUUACCAAUCAAGAAACUGAACAUGCCUAUUAUAGCAAAGUAUGCCCACUGUUACUUGUUUACAGAAUUGUACAUUGAUACAGUUUUUGCCUGUUGACCAAACAGAUGAACCCACCGUGUUUUUAUUAAUCACGUAUCCUUAGGAAUUGAUUUUUAAAUAUAAUUUACUGCUCUUUCCAACACUUGACAAAGGCAGAAUUCAUCUCUUUAUAUAAUGUUGCCUUUGAAAUACUUGCCUCUGCCAGUGUCGAUAAAUCAGUGCUAAGCGCAUAAAGAUUCUGCAACCUGAAAGAUUUAUUGUUAAAACCUUGCUGGAAUGCCCUGCAACCUGAACCAGUCCUUUGCAUCCUGUCAUUAAACUCCAGAAUUAGUUAGAAAUGAAAUGUUUUGGAAAUGAAUUAGAGUACCAGAAGCCAAGAUAAGAAUCUAAAAUGUCCUUUGGCUGCCAUUUUGGGUUCCACUGAUGGCUCAUUUACUGCUUUUGCCAAAGGCCAUAAGGAGCUAAUAUAUCUGCCCCACUGUGCAUUUUAACUUCAGCUUCAUUUUUUCCUCUCACAGACUGUAUUGAAUGAGCAUUACCAUUUUUGAGACGGAUUCCGAAGGGCUGCAAUUAGCAGCCCAUGACAUUAAUUGCAUACACAUUUGUCAAAUAUUUUUUCUGUAUGCCUUAAAAUAAAGUUUGGAAAAUGGCAGUUAAUGUUUUUUUAAUGAAGACAGUUGAUUUAUUCAUUAGGUUAGGGUUUUUUAAGGUAUUUUCUGCUUAAUAAAAAUAUCUAUAUUACUCAUUGGCAAAUUACCCAGCUUUGCCUCUGCAUACCCUUUGUCCAUAAGCUCUGUUACUCCGUUUCCUGUGGGAAUGCACUCAUGUAUUCUUCCUAAUGGAUAUGAGACAGAUGUCUCUUCCAUCAUGAUUAUGGUACCAAUUCUGGGAGAAAGUUUUUUGUUAAAGUGUACACGUUCCAUGUUCAAAAGUUUAUUCAGCAUCUGGACAUUUAAUUGCAUAAGAAAUCUGUGGUAAAGAGUAUAUUGCUGUUAAAUUUUUGUUGUUGUUUUAGGUUUGUUACCAAAGGUGCUAUGUAGGAACCCAGUCCUAGGUGGUGCUUAGAGGAGAACAGACUACAGUGGUGUUGAGGGCACUCAGCACCUGACAAGCUUUACAUCUUGCAAUGUCAUGCCUUAAAUAAAUAAAAUGUAAAUUAAGGUACAGA
Molecule: messenger RNA, 5455 nt
Organism: Malaclemys terrapin pileata
Lineage: Eukaryota; Metazoa; Chordata; Testudines; Emydidae
Gene: CNKSR2
Product: connector enhancer of kinase suppressor of Ras 2
Exons: 21
Coding region: 86-2770 (894 amino acids)
Biological process (GO): regulation of signal transduction
Cellular component (GO): membrane; cytoplasm
Molecular function (GO): protein binding
Source: RefSeq, a predicted model, not a curated record